Molecule: messenger RNA, 592 nt
Organism: Myiozetetes cayanensis
Lineage: Eukaryota; Metazoa; Chordata; Aves; Passeriformes; Tyrannidae
Gene: IFNG
Product: interferon gamma
Exons: 4
Coding region: 59-556 (165 amino acids)
Biological process (GO): immune response
Cellular component (GO): extracellular region
Molecular function (GO): type II interferon receptor binding
Source: RefSeq, a predicted model, not a curated record
UAGAACUGACAUCUCCCAGAACUUACCUGAGCAGUUUAACUGAACCAUCACCAAGAAAAUGACUUUCCAAACCUACAGCUUGUUUGUUCUGUCUAUCAUCAUGAUUUAUUUUGGACGUGUUGAAAAUAGAUUUAAUCUUCUUCAACUUCAAGAUGAUAUAGACAAACUGAAAGCUGAUUUUAACUCAAGUCAUUCAGAUGUAGCCGAUGGCAGACCAAUCUUUACAGGGAGAUUGUCAAACUGGACAGAGAGAAAUGAAAAAAGGAUCAUCCUGAGUCAGAUUGUUUCCAUGUACUUGAAAAUCCUUGAAAAUACUGACAAGUCAAAGGCGCAUGUCAGGAACAUAACUGAGGAGCUCUAUACUCUGAAAGAAAGCCUUUCUGAUGGCUCAAAGAAGAUGGAAUAUCUCAAGGACCUGACAAAGCUUCAGGUGAAUGACUUGAAAAUUCAACGCAAAGCUGUGAAUGAGCUGUUCAGUGUCUUACAAAAACUGGGAGAUACUACAAGUUCUUACAAAAGAAAAAGAAGCCAGUUUCAGAGGGAGUGCAAGUGCUAAUGCCAUCUUAUGUUCUUUUGUACAAAUCUUGUUGUG